Solanum dulcamara is the source of this 1204-nucleotide messenger RNA. Its product is annotated as receptor-like protein Cf-9. The record is from RefSeq and is a predicted model, not a curated record. Bases 128 to 1204 code for a protein of 358 amino acids. Lineage: Eukaryota; Viridiplantae; Streptophyta; Magnoliopsida; Solanales; Solanaceae. The transcript has a single exon. Gene Ontology annotation, molecular function: protein binding.
GUGCAGCAAAGAUCAAAGCUCCGCUCUACUAAAGUUCAAGAAAACUCUUACUGAUCCCUACUCUUAUAUGAGUUCAUGGAAUAUGAGCAAAGAUUGAUGCUCAUGGUAUGGAGUCGUAUGCGAUGAGAUGACUGGGCAUGCUAUUGAGCUUGACCUCCAAUUAAACGGUCUAGCUGGGAAGAUUGAUUCCAAUAGCAGCCUAUUCCAACUCUCUCAUCUCCAAAGGCUUGAUCUUUCUUUGAAUAACUUCUCUAAUUCUCACGUCUCCCCUGAAUUCGGCAGGUUUCCGAGCUUGAUGCAUCUUGAUCUUUCCAACUCUAAUUUCUCAGGUCAAAUUCCUUCUGAAAUCUCUCAUCUUUCCAAGUUACAGUCUCUUCGCCUCUCCCCAUCAUUAGUAAAUGAUCUAGCAUUUGCAGCCCAUGAUUUUAAAUUGCUCCUUCAGAAUUUGACCCAAUUAAGAGAGAUUGAUCUUAGUUUCAUAAACAUCUCUUCCACCAUUCCUCCGAUUUUUUCUUCUCAUUUAACAACUCUGGAUCUGGGAAAUACAGGAUUGUAUGGGAUAAUACCUGAGAGUAUAUUUCACCUUCCCAACUUGGAAACACUCGACUUAAGUUACAAAUAUGAGCUCAGUGGUUAUUUUCCAAAGACCCAAUGGAACAGCACUGCAUCUCUCAUAGAUUUAGAUCUCAGUGGCGUGAAUUUUUCUGAUAAUUUUCUUGAAUCUAUUGGCUAUCUAACUUCACUGCAUUCUUUGUCUCUUACAAAUUGCAAUCUUAGAGGGCCUAUUCCUGAAUCUCUUAUGAAUCUCACCCGCAUAGAGGAUUUGAACCUUCAAUAUAACUCCCUGAAUGGAACAAUACCAUCAGGGAUGUUCUCCCUUCCAUCACUAAGAUUUUUAUGUUUGGAUAAUAACCACUUUUCUGGUCAGUUUGAGGAUUUCAAUUCCAAUUCACUAAGCUGGAUUGAUUUAAGCAAUAAUCAGUUGAAAGGCCGUCUUCCCAAAUCAAUUAAAAACCAUGUGAACCUAACAUAUCUUGAUCUUUCUUUCAAUAAUCUUAGUGGCCAUGUGGAUGUCAGCUUCUUUUCAGACAGCUUUCGUUUCUUAGUCUUUCACACAAUAGUAUCUCAUUCACUAAUGAAAAGGAAGUUAAAUCUACUUUAUCUGAAUCUCUUGAGACGUUACGAUUGGCCACAUGUGAAGUAA